GUAGUUUUCUCCAACCUUCACCCACGAAUCCGGGUGCUGGUUGCGCUGGGCUUCAUGAUGCUGUCCAUGUUGGUGAUGGCUGUUGUUAUCCUCACACUGGAAUGCUACAGUCUUUACUGGGUGGUUUUUGCUUACGCGCUUGGUGGCGCCGCCAUGGGGUCCUUUGAGUCCAACUUGCUGACCUGCUUGACACCUUUGGGAAGUCGCACCAAGAGCAUUGCCAUCCUCGGCAUCCCGCUGGGUAUCAAUAGUAUUUUGAUCGGUGGAUUUUAUCUCAUGGGACCACCACUCAAGGUGUCCGUCACGGCUGUCUUCGCAGCGGUGGCAGCGUUGAACCUCAUGGGAAUGCUGAUCUUUGCGCUGCGCAUACCACGCCCCGCACAUGAGACAGGUGGCGAGUGUGGGGCAAGCGAGAUCGUCGCAGACUGUAAAGGCUGCAGGCAGUGGUUGCCACGCGUCUGGCACUACCCACUUGCUUUCGCCGUUGACACCUUCACGCUUGCAGGCUUCUCUCCGGGUCUUUCCCUGUACUUGUAUGACCAGGAGGUAGUGCAGCUGACCGAGAGUUUCGCGAUGGCAACGAAGACGUUCUUUGCGUUCUACAACACAGCCAAUAUGCUCGGAGGUCUUUGUGGACGAUGGCUCAGCUACCGAAUUCGUCCACGCCAUCCGGCCGUCUACGUAGGCUUCAGUACUGCGGGCGUCUUGCUGCUUCUGUCGCUGCGGCCUGUGCUUGCCCCAUCGGGAGCUUUCUUGGUAAUGCUGGGAGACGGGUUGAUCUAUGGCACGAUCAGUCGCUACGUCGAUUCUGCUAUACCUGAGGAGUUCAAUCUCAUCGCGAUUUCAUAUUGGCUUUUCAUCGGCGACAUUGGCAGUCUCGUGGGGUCAAAUUUGAUCUGCUACCUCCGCGACAUCCCCUCAGUCCAGGAUUUCCUGGCAAGCAAUUCAGCUCCCACCUGCACCGCUGGUAGCUUUUUCAGCAGUGGUGCUGGCGCAAUGAGCUGGUGGUUCUCAGACGAGUGCGAGGAUUCAGUGCAGAUAUCUGCCGGAUCAAACACCAUCUUGAUCUUCCGUCCUGGCAUGUUCGACCUGGAAUGCAGAACAGAUGAGGAGACAUUGAUGCUUUCAGCAUCUUUGCUCGAGCAUGUGGACCCGCUGAUCCUGACUGGCAACGAAGUCGGCGACCUCGACUGGCUGCGGUGUGUUGAAGGCCCACCUGGUCCAGAAGGCCACGCCAUCAACGUGGUGAACUUGUCCAGCCGGCUUAUGGCCAAGUUUGACGAGCCCGAAGCGCAGAUAGCUACGACUUGCUACAUCUGUUCCGCCACAUGGACGGAGCUGGUAGAUCAAGCAUGGCGAUGCGCUGUGCAGCCUGCUGUGAUGCCUUUUAAGGUUCCGCCGCCGCCAGUUGAUGAUGGUUUCUACGUGGCAGUUCCCAGCUACAAGCGUGCGGAGUUGAUCCAGCGGAAGACACUCGCAGUAUUGCAGAGGCACGGCAUUCCAAAGAACCGCAUCUACAUUUUCGUGGCAUCAGAGUCCGAGUACGCGGUGUAUCGCUCUGCGUUGAGUCUGCUGCAUUCAUGGCAUGCCCGGCGCAGUCUGGGAAGUUUUCCGCAGUCUUUCAUGAGCGGCUCCAGCCGCUUGCUGCUAAGAUUGACAUCAGCUUUGGUUGUUUCGACGGUUUUCGAAGAUCAUCGAAAGAACUGUAACCCAGAGCCCAGUACCUGA
Symbiodinium necroappetens is the source of this 1728-nucleotide messenger RNA. Lineage: Eukaryota; Dinophyceae; Suessiales; Symbiodiniaceae. The record is from the annotation of a GenBank genome assembly.